Kalmanozyma brasiliensis GHG001 is the source of this 4680-nucleotide messenger RNA. Its product is annotated as Muskelin, N-terminal. The record is from RefSeq and is a predicted model, not a curated record. Gene Ontology annotation, molecular function: protein binding. Gene Ontology annotation, cellular component: cytoplasm. NCBI's taxonomy places the organism in Eukaryota, Fungi, Basidiomycota, Ustilaginomycetes, Ustilaginales. The transcript is spliced from 2 exons. The coding region runs from base 1 to 4680 and encodes 1559 amino acids.
AUGGCAUCCAUCGGUGCGGUGGUGGACUCCAACGAUGCCGUCGCCCCACUCCAGAAGCUGCUCAGCUCGCCCAAUGCUCCUCUCAAAUACACCAUAGCUCAGGCUUCCUCCUGGUCAGGCACCUAUCAUCCCAGCAACAUCCUUCACAAUCGCCCACAUGAAAUGUACUCGAGAUGGUCCGGCUCCUCCCAGCAUGCCGUCAACUCGGCUUCGUCGGGCCCAACUUCCUCCACCGGCACCGGGAUGGGUGUCAAUCCGGCGAGCUACCUCACCAAUCCCUCGAGCAACAACCCAAAUCUAGCUCCACCGACAUCGUCAAGCACUGGCUCAUCGCCCUCGUCUUCUUCUGCAACCUUGAGCGGCGGCGCACAGUCCUCCUCGACACGCCGCACAGCUACGGUGCCGGUAGCGAGCGGUGCAGCUCCAGGCCAGUCGCAAAAGCAGUAUAUCAUCUUGAAGCUCGACAAACCUAGCGUCGCGCGGUCCAUCACGUUCGGCAAAUACCACAAGCCGCAUCCUUGCAAUCUUCGCGACUUCAAAGUCUAUGGAUCCGCUAGCAUCGACAGCCUCUUGCCUUCUUCGUCCGUCAACGGCCGGCCCCCUGCUAGUAAGCGUCUGCUUCGUGGCGGCCUCAAGAACGAUGCCAUUCCUGAAACCUUCGAGCUGCGCUGGCUCGAAGAUGCUGCCACCGGCUCCGGCUCUGGCUCCUCCAUCGAGGCCUCGAGCUUCCUGCCUGCCGACGGCGAGCCAGAUCGCCGUUCUGCCUCCAACGCGCUUGUCAUCACGGGCAAUGCCGUUCCCUUCGCCAUUCGAUACGUCAAGAUCGUCCCUCUCGCUGCACACACACCCAACUACAACUUUUCCAUCUGGCACGUAGCGCUAGCCGGCGUCAGCGAACCGGCUCUGGUAGCCCGUGUGGCGCGCAGCUACGAACAACACCGCCAGUCUACAGCCACUCGACUCAUCCUCAAACAUCUCCGCGAGCACGGUCAUCUCACCGCCUUUCAAGCAUUGCUGCAAUCUUCUCGCCUCGCGCCUCCCAGUCAGACGGAGGCGGCUCCGCAACCGACCAAGAUGCUCCCUUACAGUCCACAUCGCCCCUUCGAACACCCUCUUCUCACCACACUCUUUGAUGCGCUAGUCCGACGCGCUAGCUGGGACGAGGUUGAACUGUGUCUCAACCGAGCCGCGUACGGCGACCUGGUCGAUCCUGCCAACAGCGGCUCCUCCACGCCCAUGUCGCCCGGCGGUGGUGUCGCGUCGCCUACGAUCGCCAGCCUCUCUCGCAGCGGCGUAUGGACGCAACCCUGGCAAAAGUCGAUGUUCUCUUCCUACAUUUCGCGUCAGAUUCCCAAAGCGAGCUGGUCGCAGAUCCAUCCCAUGAUGCCGUCUCUCCCCGAAUCGGCAAGCAAGGCGCCGACCGCACCGUCAGGCAGAGGCGGCCAUGCCAUGGUCUUUGACCCCGAAAAGGGCAUCGCCUAUCUGUUCGGCGGAUGGGACGGCCACCGGGAUCUUUCCGACUUAUGGGCGUACCACGUCAACGAGAAUCGGUGGCGUCUGAUUUCGCCCGACACUCAACUGCAAGGCGGUCCCAGCCCAAGGAGCUGCCACAAGAUGGCUCUCGACGAAAAGAGCGGCUGCAUCUACCUGUUGGGGCGCUACAUCGACUACGAGAGCGCCAAUCAAUCCGAAGCAGUGCCCGCCGACUCGAUGGCUCACGUCACUCGCAGCACCGCCACGGCUUUGUCGUCGGCCGCCGCCGCCGCCAUGCCAGUGACCCCCUCCUCGUCGACAGCACGCACCACGCGCGCCAACUUCCUCGCACGCUAUCCCGAGUCGAUCGCUCGCGACAUUCACAUGAUCCUAGGCGACAGCUCGCCUCAGAUCGACGACGUCGGCAUGGAGGGAGCCGGUGCGGGCGGUCAGAGCACCUCUGUGCGAGGGAGUGCUGUGUCAGGCGGUACAGGCUCAGCUGGAUCGACAUCGGCGCCCGCAUCUAACUCGGAAUCGUCGCCGCUCUUGUUUGGCGGCGGCGGUAGCAGCAACAGCAGUGACUUUCCGGAAUCCAUCGGACGCUCACCACGGGCUGCCUCACGCCUUCAAAGCAGUGUCCGCACCGAUUCGCAGCAGCAGCGUCCACCGUCCAUGUCGUCGCCUCCAGGCCGCGAGGCCGAUCUCUUCCGUUUUUCGACUCGCUCUGAAAGAUGGGAAAGGCUCAGCGCUGAUACGUAUGCUGACGGAGGACCCAAGCUCAUCUUUGAUCACGGGCUGGUGAUCGAUGCGCAGAACCAGAUGAUGUAUGUCUUUGGCGGUCGUGUCACCGAUCCGGAUCCGGCCAAGUUCGAGUUCAGCGGCAUGUGGCGCUACGACAUCAUCCAACGCAGCUGGACGUUCCUGUUUGACGACCGCACUUCCAACGGUGCCAAGAUCCUCAGUCGAUCGGGACACAGCAUGCUGCUUGACAGCGGCCGACCGGGUGCUUCUGGCAUGUCGCCUUCGCACACGCGUCAAAUCUGGAUCUUAGGUGGCCAACGCGGUGCAUCGGCGACCUUCCUGGCGGACAUGUACACGUACAACUUGGCCACGGGUGCUGUCCGCGAGGUGUCCCGCAACACGGCGCACAACGGGCCCGAAGCUGCCUUCACGCAACGCGCUACCAUCGACGUAGCGGCACGCGAGAUCAGCGUCUUCAUCGGACUCAUCGGCGGCCGCAAUGAACGCAAGAGGAGCGCAUUUUGGAUCUACAGCAUCCCGAGAUCGUCGUGGCGCAAGGUGUACCAGUACGAAGGUGGCAAGCAGUCCGAAUUUGCCUCCGAGGCGAGCAACGGUGUGGCGGUGUCUGGUUUGGGACUGCUUGGGAGCAGCGAGGACGGGCUGCUGGGAACGGCCGACGGCAUCGACGCGGAUGGCGAGAUGGAAGGCGACGACGUGCCCGAGUCAGGACCGCUUCAAGCGUUGCCGACCUACUCGGACGAGGCUGGCUCGGACGACGAGGAGAUGCCCAUCGAGCCGCCGACCAGCAGCUGGACGGCGUAUGCUGGGCAGAAUGCCUUGGAUGCGGUCGGACCCGGUAGCGUUGGGGCGACAGCGACUGCCGCUACCUCCCAUCUUGCCCCGUCCUCUCCAGCGAGCCGAGCUCGGCCUGGCAGCGGAUCCGGAACGGGCACAGCAGCCCAACCGACAGAACCUCAGCCGAGAUACGCAGCUCAGCUGGUCUUUGACGACCGCAAAAAGGUCUACUACCUGCAUGGCGGCAACCCGGAAGACGCCUCGGAUCGAUCGUACCGUCUGGACGACUUUUGGCGAUUGACCUUGCUGCGACCCACUCCGGGCGAGAUUCUGCGCAGGGCCAAGUUCCGCGUCCGAAGGCAGCGCUUCUUGGAGAUGACGCGCAACCUCGCACCGGCGAUGAACGACUCCGAAGAGGAAAUCGCAACGGCUGCGUCGGUCGCACCUGCUGCCAACUCGGGUGGAUUCGCACUGGACGGCGGACCUCGUUUUGGCUUGGAGGCGCUGAUGUACUUGCAGACCGAGGUGGGUGCGGUGGUGGAUCACUCGGACGAGUCCGAGUCGCGCCUGUUCCGUCGACUCAUGUCGCACCUGCUGAGCGCCGAGACGGGCGGUGGACGCAUGCCCCUGUCCAACGGGGACACUGCCGACGAGACGCUCGUCCCCACCGACCGCACCUAUCCUCUCCAAGGCAUCGGCUCCUCUCCACUCAACCCGCACGCCCAUCUCGCCGCCUCUUCCGACUGGACGGGUGCCGCAGGCUCGAAACGCACGCGCGAAGAAGCGGAAACGGACGAAGCCGAGAUGGCCAGCUCGGUCUCCUCGCUCAUGAGCGGCGACGAUGCGGGUUCGGAGAUGAUGCUCUCGGCAUCGCAGGUACUGCAGCAUCGGCUGAAAAAGGCGGUGCCAAGACUGCCGACAGUGCACGUGAGGGACGACGAGGGACGGCCAGGGGCAUUCGUCGAUCCAAAGAUGGAAUCCAAGCUCCAGUCGCUCAAAGUGGCCGAGCUCAAGGCGCUGCUGACGACGGCGGGGUUGGGAGUAUCAGGAAACAAGCCGGACCUCAUUGCGCGAUUGCUCGAAAACCCAUCUGCAACUGCCUCUCUCGGCGGUGGCGAGGCAGCACCUGCACCUGCAUCCACCGCAGCGCCUUCUGCCCCUGCACCUGCGCCAGUGGCACCUGCGGCGUCGACAGCCACGCCAGCAGCCGCACCAGCCGCCCCUGCACCCGCGCCUGCAGCAGACGAGACAGGUCCAUCGGAAGAGCAGCGUCGUCAAGCACUCAUUCUCGAACUCGAAAAACGCAAGGCGCGAGCAGCCAAGUUCGGCACGCCCCUCGGCGAGGCGGAACGCAAACUCGAACGAGCGAUCAAGUUCGGUCUCGACCCCAACGACGAGGCGAACGUAGCAAAGCUGGGCCAGGCGCUCGGCGCGCGUCCCGCCAGCAAGGGCGAGCGCAAAUCCAAGGAGGCCAAGACCGAGGCAAAGGAGGCGAAGACGAGCCAGCCAAAGGAGAGCGAGGAGGAGAAGGCGGCGAGGCUGAAGCGGGAAGAAGAGGAGAAGGAGAAGGCGAGGAAGCGUGCCGAGCGAUUUGGGAUCAAAGUGGAUGACGAGGGCAAGAGGAAGAGGGACGAGGGGGUCAAUGGUGCGGAGAAGAAGGUCAGGACGUAG